Molecule: messenger RNA, 1577 nt
Organism: Ictalurus furcatus (blue catfish)
Lineage: Eukaryota; Metazoa; Chordata; Actinopteri; Siluriformes; Ictaluridae
Gene: tbcc
Product: tubulin folding cofactor C
Exons: 1
Coding region: 70-1104 (344 amino acids)
Biological process (GO): tubulin complex assembly; post-chaperonin tubulin folding pathway
Cellular component (GO): cytoplasm
Molecular function (GO): tubulin binding
Source: RefSeq, a predicted model, not a curated record
UUUUUAGAACGCGCAUGAGCUCGGCUCUUUACUUCCUGGCUGAGCAGGAGGCUGUUUUUUUUAAUCAACAUGGAUGAAACUCCAACGAAACCGUGUCCAAGCGACGCUGUAAAAAUCCCUGAACGCGUUUUACGCCGGGAUCAGGCGAGACUGGAAGAGUUAGAGCGCCGCAAAAAUGCCAAAGAGAGCCAAGCGGUUUCGGAGGAAAAGAUCAGUUACUUCAACGCCACGUUUAGCGCGGAGAAGGCUGCUAUCGAGGAGUUGCUAUCAAGCUGCACCGAGACCGACCACCAAAAAGCCACGAAGGCUUUAGAGGAGGCGACAAACAUGAUCCAAAACAUCCAGAAGUUCGUGAAUGACAGCACGGUAUUUCUAACACAGUACGAACUGAGACAGGCACAAGCAUCUCUGCAGCAAUUGCAAGAGUCCAUAGCUGAGAAAAGAGCAGAGGUGAUGCCCAAAAAGAAAUUCGCUUUCCGGUCCCGAACCGCCGUUGCGAGUCAGCAGCCUGCAGUCCCUCCCUCCAGCAGUGAAGGAAAACCAGAGGUAGAUCCCGGUCAUUCUGCGGUGGAUUCUGCGAUCCCUGCUGAACAGUGUAGCUUCUCAAAUGCCCACAGUGAAGUAUUAAUCAAACAGUCAGAAGAGAUCCAGCAACGGGAUGUACUGUUGUCUCACCUGACGAACUGCAAGGUGAGACUUUAUGGCUCACCAAGUACCCUGCAUAUUAAAAAUGUGAAGGGUUGCCAGAUCCUCAGUGGGCCUGUGUCCAGUUCAGUUUUCAUUGAUGAGUGUAGAGACUCCACUCUGGUAUUGGCCUGUCAGCAGCUGCGCACCCACAACACCUCGUCGACCCGAAUUUACCUCCAUGUCACUAGCCGAGCAAUAAUAGAGGACUGUCACGGAGUCUGUUUUGCUCCUUUUAACUGGACGUAUCCUGCACUGGAUGAUGAUUUUCGAGUGUCUGGACUGGACCCCAAAAGAAAUAAUUGGUCUCAGGUGGAUGAUUUCAACUGGCUUGCUGCUGGAACGCCUUCGCCUAACUGGACUGUAAUUCCAGAGUCUGAGAGGAUACCUUGUUGGGACGCUGCAGAGCCCGAAGCAUGAUCUGGCAUUUGUAUUCUUCUAAACUGAAAUGUUCUUGAUUAACAAUGUAGGCAAAUUCUGAUCGUCAUGCCUCUACUAACAGAUUGCUCUACUUAAUGAGAUGUCUUAAAAUCCACUUUCAAAAUAAACAUGGCCAUGUUAAAUUAAUUAUGACUUUCAUUCAUUAUUCACUAGGGGUGUAACGAUAUAUCGUGGUACGAUAUAUCGCGAUGCAAAAAUGUUGCGAUAUGUAGAGUUAUGGCGAUGUUUAAAAAAAAUUGUUACGAUAUGACUUCCAUUUUAUCCUAUAGCUUGUUUGCAGUCAUGUGAUUCUGAUGACAUGUGAAAUUCAGAAAGAGAGCAGGAAGUGAAAAGCAGAAUGGAGAAGAUGGAGGAAAGUCCGUACUGUACUGGUUUAGAUACUAUUACAAAAGAAAGGUAUAAACAGAAAAUCACAACAUAUGUUGGACGUGAUCCUUAUGUUAUGAAGAGGA